This is a messenger RNA of Contarinia nasturtii (swede midge), 4319 nucleotides long. RefSeq lists its product as uncharacterized. The transcript has 12 exons. Lineage: Eukaryota; Metazoa; Arthropoda; Insecta; Diptera; Cecidomyiidae. Bases 445 to 2790 code for a protein of 781 amino acids. The record is from RefSeq and is a predicted model, not a curated record.
UUCAGGUUUCCGGAACAAACGUUUGAUGCGUACACCGCUUGAUUCCAACAACAAAACACGAGUUGAAAGAUUCGCUUUUUCAUUGUUUGAAUGUGAUCGGAUUUCCGUCCUUUUUUGGUCAUAAAGCAGUUCUAAUAACAAAACAACAAGUGAUCGUUAAUUGUGCGUUCAUUUAAAAGUAAAAUUCCCAUAUUUGAUUCAUCAUCGGAGGAAGCAGCAUUGCAGAAAAAAAAAGUGCGACAGCGAAAACACAGAUCUAACUUGGCUGCUGGAAUUUAAUCAGUCGUGACGAUAAGCGUCUACUUCAGUAAAUUUCGAAUCAACCGAACGUAAAGCAUCUUUGCCGUAAAAGCAUUCCGCGGAAUUUCCGCCUAUGGUCAAGCAGUUUAAUUGAAGAAGAUUUUGAAUACAAAGAAAACGAAAUAAAAUAAAAUAUAGAAAAAAAUGUGGCCAAAAGCAGCAAGUUUACUUUUAAUUGUCUUGUUAUCAAGUUCGUUGACAAAUGGCAUACGACGAAAAUCAAAAAUAGAUUUGCCAAUAGCAAAUGCAGCCGAUGCACCGCCAAGUGAUAAUAUUGCGCUUGCCACAUCAAAUGAUGCAACAACCAUUAUCUCAAUGCUUGAUGAACAACCAUCAGCUCAAGCACUAUCAAAUACAGAGAAACCAGCUAGUGCGGCGGCAAUCGCAUCAUUACCAUCCCAAAUGAGCGGCGGACAAUCAAACAGUUUGCCAUCACCAUCUGCUGUAUCAUCAUCAUUAGCUGAUAAUUCAGUAUCAAGUGGUGAAAAUGAGGCUGUCGAAUGUGAUCCCGAUAUGAUUGGAUUUGAAAUUAUAACUGGUUAUGUUUUUUCGGCUCCCGAACAACUGCUGGAAUCGAUGCCCGGAACUCUUAUGUUAACUGAUUGCUUGGAAGCUUGUCAAGCCAAUGAAUCGUGCGGUGCUGUAAACUAUGAAACUGGAUUGUGUGUACUAUUCUCAUCGAACGCUGAUAAAUUACCAGGUGCAUUAACUAAAUCACAAUUCCCCGUAUUCACCAUUUAUGCACAAAAGUCAUGUUUAAGCGUUCGACCAUGUUCGCGUGCUUGGUGCAUUGAUCGCGUACAAAACUUCAAGUUGAACGGUUUUACAAAACGCAGUACAACGGCACAUUCUCGACAGGAUUGCUUUGAAAUGUGUUUGGGCGAAAAUGAAUUCACAUGCAGAUCGGCAAAUUAUCAUCAUGCGACGGGCGCUUGUGACCUAUCUGAAAUGGAUCGCAUUACAUUGGCUGCAACUUCUUCAUUCCAACCAACUGAUGGUGUCGAUUAUUUGGAAAAUAACUGUGCCGAAGAACCAAAUAAAUUGUGCGAAUUCAAACGUUUGUCCGGUCGAAUUUUGAAAACUGUUGACUCAGUAUACCAAGAUGUAUCGAAUGUUGAUGAAUGUCGUGAAUUGUGCCUGAACUCGCCAUACAGAUGCCACUCAUAUGACUAUGGUGAUACCGGUGACAUGGUCUGCCGUCUUAGCCACCACAGUCGCGCUACAUUGGCAGAUAUUCAGGAACCAUAUUUAGAUGUACCAGAAGCCGCCACAUAUGAAUUAUCAUCAUGUUAUAAUGUAACGAUUGAAUGCCGUGCCGGUGAUAUGUUGGCAAAGAUUCGUACAUCAAAAUUGUUCGAUGGAAAGGUAUACGCAAAAGGAGCACCAAAAUCGUGUGCCGUCGAUGUUAAGAAUUCACUUGAGUUUGAAUUGCAAAUGCCAUAUCAAGACAUUGAAUGCAAUGUACGACAAAAUGGAUUAGGUCGAUACAUGAAUGACGUUGUUAUUCAGCAUCAUGACACGAUUGUAACAUCAUCUGACUUGGGCUUAGCCGUUACCUGUCAAUACGAUUUGACAAACAAAACGGUUUCGAAUGAAGUCGAUUUGGGAAUAACGGGCGACAUCGAACCAGCAUUGUCAGAGGAAGUGAUUGUCGAUUCACCAAAUGUUGCCAUGAAGAUUACGGCACGCGAUGGCGCCGAUGUUAUGAGAUCGGCUGAAGUUGGUGAUCCAUUGACAUUGCACUUUGAAAUUUUGGACAAAAAUUCACCAUACGAAAUGCUUGUACGAGAAUUGGUCGCCAUGGAUGGCAGUGAUAAUGCUGAAAUUACAUUGAUUGAUGCACGUGGUUGUCCAACCGAUCACUUUAUCAUGGGACCCAUUUACAAGAGCUCCGAAUCGGGUAAAAUUCUUCUAUCGCAAUUCGAUGCAUUCAAAUUUCCAUCGUCUGAAGUGGUACAAUUCCGUGCAUUGGUUACACCAUGCAUGCCAACAUGCGAACCCGUUCAAUGCGACCAAGAAGAUUUAAGCGGUGGCCUUCGAUCGAUCAUUUCAUAUGGUAGAAAACGGCGUUCCAUCAAUGUGACAGAAUCUCGUUUCACGCGUGAAACAAAAACACCAAGCCGUGAAGACAUGUUAUUAGUGCAAUCCAUUCAAAUCACUGACAAAUUCGGUUUCGAUAAGCAAACAUCACUUGAAAAAUCACGAUCAUCUAGCGAAACUGUAUUCGUUUCAACCGAUCCGGCUGCAUUCUGUGUUAAUGGCUUAGGUAUCAUUGUGGCCGGUACAGUGUUUUUGUUAGCUCAAUUGGCAGUCAUCGCCAUUUGGACGUACUUGUAUCAACGACGCCGAAAGAUGCGUUCCAUUGAUAGCUGUUCAUCAUCGUACGGCCCAUCAUUGCAAACAUCAACGUUGCCCGGCAGCCGAACAGAUUCGCUUAGCAAACUAUAUGAUUAUGAACAUACGUUGGGAAGUCGACAUGGACACUUUUAAUUCAGACACAUCAAAAUUCCAUCAUCGAACAUAAGUUUUAAAUUUGAUUAGAACACAAAUACAUACACACAAACACAUUUAUACCGACACAACAAUAAAAUCAAAUCAAUGCGAGAAAAAUGUUGGCUGAGAAAAAAAAGUAACCAACAUAACACCCAAUGUAAUGUAUCGAAACACACACACAUAAUUCAUCGUAGAAUAACAAAUUAUUAUUGGAUUCUUUUCAACAUUUCAUUAUUUUUGUUAGUAUUUAAAUUGUCAACACUCGCAAUUAAUGCAACCACUUAUUGCUUACUAUGCAAUUCAAUUGAUUCUAUAUUAUUUUUUACUUUAGAGCAUAGAAGUAAAAUUCUUGGUGUUUUUUUUUUCUUUCUUUCUUGAAGAAUUAUUAUUAUUAUUCAAACCAAUCGACAAGAGAGAAAAAAAUUGAUCAGACUCAAUUAUGGAAAUGAAAACUAUUUAUAGAUUAUUAAUAUUUGAAAUUAAUUAAAUCAUAAUAGUUUAGUGCAUAAAACAUAUUGAAAAAAAAGAAGAAGCGUGAGCCGAUUGCAUGAUACAAGUCUCGAGCAACAUUUUUUUGAGUUCAAUCCACUCGGCGCAGAUUUUCUUAAGUAGAGAAGAUAUGCUAGAGCCUUUCUGUAUUUUAUUUUCAGCACUGUCGAUGGAAAAAGUCUGACCAGAUGUAAGGCACAAAACAUUAUUAAAUUAUUACUCAUCUCACAUAAAAACACAUACACGUACACAACAAAAGCACACCAUUAAUACAAAUCUACGUAAUUAACAGUGAAACUAAAAUAACGAACGAACAAAAAAAUAUGCUACAAAUCAAUCAUACAGCAAAUUUAAGACAGACUAAAAAUGCUGUGCCACUCUUCCAUAGUCAAUUUUUUAGAGAAUGAAAAAAACCAAUUCAUAUCCACUAUGCAUAAAAAUUGCACAAAUUUUAAGCUUUUAUCAUAUAAACAGGCACACAAACACACACACAUUGAACACUCAGUAUAAACAUUUAUUUAAAUUAACAAAUGACAUAUAGACGAUAAGAAUCACUACAAAACAUUUAAAAUAUAGAAUGAAACAAAUUGUAUUUCAUCAAUGUUCAAGAGGCCGCAACAUUCUUUUAAAACACAAACAAAAUUAUUCAUCAUCAUUUAGUUUCGGUUUUAAUAAAUGUUUCGUUGAAAGAUGCACGCAAAAACAAACAAAUAACAAGCAAUUAAACAAACUCAUUGAAAUUAAAUAUGAUAUUAUCAAAAUGUUCGCGUCACCACAUUCAAUCAAUUUUAUUAGAAUACGAUGGCAUGAAAUACAGUAAAACCGGCAAUUUAAUAAUGGGCACAAUUUUAACACUACAUAUAUUUUGUGUUUUCUAAGAAAUAAAGAGGGCGAGCGAAAAAGAAGAAAAGAAGGAAGAAGAAAAAAAAUAUUCAAAAUGAAAUUAAAGUGGACACCUAUGUUUUUUUUUUUUGUAAAAGGAGACCGGAAUGUGAGUGAGUGGCACGAACAUAUAAGAGAAACGAAGAAUGAAAGAA